Phanerochaete carnosa HHB-10118-sp is the source of this 634-nucleotide messenger RNA. RefSeq lists its product as uncharacterized. The transcript has a single exon. NCBI's taxonomy places the organism in Eukaryota, Fungi, Basidiomycota, Agaricomycetes, Polyporales, Phanerochaetaceae. The record is from RefSeq and is a predicted model, not a curated record. Bases 246 to 407 code for a protein of 53 amino acids.
UGACAAAGCGGCAUGUAUGCGCUCACUUGAAUUCUUUGCGAAGCGCCUUCAUCGCUUCUUUGGCGUGUGCCUCGCUGGAUGAAGCGCGCUCGCAGACCUCCAGAACAAGGGACCAGUCCUCAGAUGCUGUCGCUGUGAGAUAGCCUGUGCAUAGCUGAGUACACAAGCGAAGCGAGGACAGACAACGCACCUAUCAUUCUGGUGAGCUCCGCCUGUCCCUCUUCUUCUUUACGAUCCCGCUCGCGAUGCCGUCCCUUCUCUUUCUCGCGCUCCUUGUUCCGCUCACCUGUCCGCUCCCAAAAGCCCCUGCGCUCCUUCUUCUCCUCGCGGCUGCUCAGCUGGUCGCUGCCAAGUUGCUCGUCAGAGUGCUCUACGCGCAGUUGCGGGGCGUCAGGGUGGGGGUCUAGCGCUUUCAGGAUGCCGACCGCGGCUGCGGCACCCUGGCUACUGGGCUGCUUCUUCGUAGGCCUCUGGGUGCCCUCACGAUCGCUGCCCGCGGACUUGGGCGGAACCACUGGUGGGUGUCCGAACGGCGAGACCGCGCGCGGGGACUGGUGGCCGAGCAGGGGCGAGCUGCCUGUUUACGAGCGACUGUGAGCGGACAGCUGGGACGCGUUCGGGGGUCUGCAAACAU